GAAUAGGUCGCGAUCGCUGGACGCACAACUCGAUCCCGCCACCCGAUCGACGCAAGUGGGCCAGCCAGUGUGAAGUGAGAACUGGAGGCAGCGGAAAGCGGCAUUGUGGAAGUCGGAAUUAAUAGGAAGAUUUGAAGAAUUGGGAGCUUUUGUAGGGUGUGGAAUGAACUAAAGCCCAACGGCCGACAAGAGGCAGUACGGUGUGGUCCGUGGUGUGAAGCUCCAAUUUUUCCAAAACGAUCUAUUGUGUAGCGCCCAGUGCUUGAGUGUUCCAGUGUGAAUUUGAUUACCGAGAGUCGGUCCGUAGGUCGGAUGUGUCGGAAUUGCGGGAAGAAAGGUUAACCUCAACGACACACCGUUCGGACAAUCUCAGUGCAACGCGUGGACCGCGAUGGCCCAGGAAGAUGAUGUUUGCCGCCAUCUGGCUACGGACAGCAGGAGGACGGGUCACUCGGUGCGAUUGAUGCCACUAACGGUGCUGCUCGUUCUGGGCGCACUCUCCGGUCAGGUUACGGCACAGGACGCCGAGUUCGCACCGCACGUCACGGCCACCUGCAAGUCGGGCACGAUGAACAUCCGGAUCCAGUUCGCCGGCCCGUACAACGGUGUCGUGCACGCCCGGGACUUUCGGACACCGGCCUGCAUGACCUUCGGCAACGGAUCGGCCUCGCUGGCGCUCAGCCUCAACCUGCUGGCCAAGUCCGGCAACAGCGAGUACUGCGGCAUUCUCGUCAGUAACGUGAGUGGCGGUGAUCGCACCGAGGAACGCUCCGUUCAGCUGGCCGUGCGAGUGCACAAGACGCUGGAGCUUGCCGACGACAAAUUCUACGUUAUCACUUGCGGAAAAACAGGAUUCGCGAGAGAUGACAGUGGGGCCGUGGCGCUCAAGUUUCUGGACGACACCGGACGCCGGGUUCGGGAAACGGUGUACAACCGGGGGUACACGGUCAAGGCGGAAGUCACCAACCCCAACGGCACGUACGGUAUCCGCGUGAAGAACUGUCUCGCUUUCAACAAGAAAAACAUGUCCGUCGUGCUGAUCGACGAUCGCGGUUGCCCGCUGAAGAACGACACGAUGACACGAUUCCGGACGAGUGCGGACGGUACGAGUGCUACGGCGAUGAUCACGUCGAUGUUCAAGUUCGCCGAAGGCUCCGAGGUGCACUUCCAAUGCGAUGUGGUGCAGUGCAAUGGGCGCUGUCCCGAGCUGGACGAAGCGGUGUGCAGCGGCGAUGCGAACGCCAUGGUGAAGACAGCUCGCGCCCUCGGACAGGGCGACGAUGGAAUGCUGCUCGCGGCGACAACCGUCUUCGUGAUUGAUCCCGCUUUCGCACCCGUGAUUUCGGCGAUCUGCGAUGAUACCGGGAUCCGUCCGCACUGGUUACUGUGGCUGACCAUUGCCCUCGGUGUUCUGUUUCUGAUCAUGCUGCUCAUGAACAUCUUCCUCUGUACGGCCAUGAGCUGCAGCUGCGCCCAGACUGAGAUUAUCGAAAAGGAGCCGUCGAUCAUCGAAGAGUACGAUCCGUACCGGAGUUGGCACGGGUCACAGUACGGUUCGCGCUACUCGCUUCAUGGGGGCCGCGAUGGAGGACACAACAAGGGCUACACGAGCGGUGGCAGCACCAUUCACUCAAAUCGAUCACUUCCAAUCGACUCGGAUCACUACGCGAUCGUGCACAGCCGGCCGGGAUCGCGGCACUCCGGUCUACACGGACAUCGGCCCCGAGGACCUCCGAGCAAUAUGUAGAGUGACAAAACCCAUCCUUUCUGCUAGCCUCCUUUCUUCUCCAUGCAGCGAUCUUUGCCAUCCGAACGGGAGUGCCGUGGAGCGGUCCCCCGUCUCGUCAGCAAGCAGUCAAAAUUUAGCAUCGGAAUGUGAAUCACCAACACUGCUAUUUGUAAAUAAUUGAACCGGCGGAAAUUCCUGGAUGGGCCGAGAGAGCAAAGGGAGGCAGUUAGAGAAAGUCCAGGUGGUUCCAGGCGCGAUUAGGGUUUUACGUUAACACUAUCAGCAAGGGGAAAGAUUUACCGUAAACAGUCGGGAACGAAUGGAAUCAUCGUUUCUCUGAACUGAACAAAUAUAGCGAACGAAAGAUUUCAAAUCCUACAUCCAGCAAUGUACGCUGCGUAAACAGGCACCCGUUUCACUGAACCUACGAACAUACCCUUUACCAUUUGGCCUUUCUCUCCAACGAAUGGUCGGCGAAGACUGACUAAUGCCAUUUAACCAUUGGUCGUUGCGGUGGCUUCGACAUCCCAUCGAAUGCUUCACAGCCCCGGAAUGAUCUGCAAAACCUUCAAUCGAUUCUGUUCUACGUUUCGUGUGGCCUCUAAGUGUUGACCACCAGUAUGGAAGAACAUUCAUACGGUACGGCAUGACUGAUUGGCCACUCAGCAACCUCUCGAAUAGGCAGUUCGAGUCAGUCAAACUUAAAAAGAAAAUUUUUAAAAUGCACGUGCGAAACCAUUGGCCUGUUAGUAGGACUAGUUGUAAUGGAUCAGAUACGCUGCACGUCGACCACACACCCCGUUGGUCAGAGGUGAAACUUUAAGCAAUACGAGUAGAUUAAUAAGUGUAACUAAAACAGCAACAGAACAGUAAACAAAAUGACAGCAAAAAACGCAAUAAUCUUAGUAAAGCUACUGGCUUCGCUGGAAACAACCGAAUACUUACAGCAACAGAAUGAUAAUGACCCUUAAUAGUGUAAAUUUUUGCGUAAAACAAAGUAGUUAA
Messenger RNA from Anopheles bellator, 2734 nucleotides. RefSeq lists its product as uncharacterized. The transcript has 8 exons. The coding region runs from base 392 to 1747 and encodes 451 amino acids. Lineage: Eukaryota; Metazoa; Arthropoda; Insecta; Diptera; Culicidae. The record is from RefSeq and is a predicted model, not a curated record.